Molecule: messenger RNA, 639 nt
Organism: Bradysia coprophila
Lineage: Eukaryota; Metazoa; Arthropoda; Insecta; Diptera; Sciaridae
Source: RefSeq, a predicted model, not a curated record
UUGCAUUUUAGUGCACUUUGGAGCAGGCAAAGCGAAUAAGCUAUCUGAAAUAUUUUGACUAAGUAGAUAUAAUCGACUCAUACAUUGAAGUUAAAAUGUUUUCGAAGCCAUCAAAGCAAGAGCACCAUGAGCAGCCAAUCCUUCAUGUAGCUUCCCGAGAAGCUCCUAAUGAUUUUAAAGAAAUCGCGCUGAGCAGUACCAAUAAUGUGUUUUUCAAGGCAUUGUUCGCUAUAAUGAAUGACUUUGACGAAGUUGGUGAGGUCAGCGAAACCAGUUUAGCGAAAUUUCGAGACUCCAAUCCUUUGGCAAGAAAACGUAUUAAGGAGUUGAAAGGAAUGAAAAAAACUUUUUUCAAAGAGCUCGAAGUUGAAGCAAAGAAAGGAAACGAAAUGAUUCAAAGAAGUCUGAGAUUCUACGAAGCAUUAUUGGAAGCCGACAGACUUCGAUCAACUAAAGAUCUUAAACGGAAAAUCAAACCUGCCCCAUCUGAAACAAUGUAAACAUAUAAUCCACGAGGACCGUCAGUAGUGAACGGAACAAGAGAAACUUAUUCCAAAAUGGAAUUACAUUUUUAUUAAUUUAUAAUGAAAAUGUUGCGGAACUGCAUUAUGCCCAUCAUUUUAAAUAAAAACUUUUGGA